ACCCCAGUCCCCAAUUGAUUCGGAUAAACGACGCUCUACUGUAUAAUGUACCAAAUUGCAAAUAAAGUCAGCCUACUUUAUUCUUUUGAGUAAAGUAUGUAAUUGAUAAUUAUCGCAAUAAUCUAAAUAUUUAUUGUUUAAGUAUUAACUCUUGUUACAGACUGAAAAAUACGGAUUCUACAUAUAACAUGAGGUUAUGUAAAAAACGUGUAUUAUAUUUUUAUAAAUUUAUCGUUUCAUUUAUAAUUCAAUAUCCUCUUAUUCGUACAAUAAUAAGAAAAUUCAACAGAAAACCGAUCAAAAUUUCGCAGUGCAAAACAACUUUAUUAAUACAGAAAAUAUUGUUUGAUAUAUUAAAAUUAAGAUAUAAAUUUAAAACAAUUUACUUUUUAAUAUUUAAGUUUGUAAUUUUAGAAAGCUGAUGUGUGUUUUAUUGGUGUGGAAGUUAACUACGAUCGUUUUCGUGCGAUGGACUUUUCGUCUGUCUUCGCAUCCUUUUCAGAAGUUUUUAUCAUCAAAGCACCAGAUAAGGUUUCUGAUUGGAAUUCUCUAACUAGGCCAUUUUCCUUAGAAAUAUGGAUCGCUGUAUUUCUGAGUGUAUUAAUAUUUGGUCUGGCCCUACAUACAGUUCUUCGAAAGGAGUUCAUUGGAGUGCAAACUCGAGAACGUUGGACACGUUGUCGAAUUUUUUGGAAUUUAUUUUGCACAUUUUUGGGGCAAGGACUAAACGUAGAAAAGGUGAAAAGGUUUGCAUCCAGAUUUAUGAUAGGCACGUGGUGGUUAUCGAUUGUUGUUCUGGUAUGUGGUUACAGCGGGGCAUUAAUGUCAUUUAUGACGUGUCCUUUAACUGAAUCCUUUCCAAGAGAUUUUCAGGAACUUGCCGUUUUUGUACGUAAUGGUAAGUACUCAUGCGGAACAUACGAAGGACUUGCUACUUGGAAAGAAAUCUUGCUGUCGAAGUCCGAAAAUAUCAGAACUAUAAAACAAAAUAUAGUAGAAAACAACAAUUUAAUGACUACGCCGAAAGCCAUUGUGAAAAUGAAUAAAGAAAAAUUUGCUUAUAUAAUGUCCAAAUUUGUAAUUGUCCAGUUUAUCAGUAAAGAAGAAAUGCAUAAAUAUGUCAUUUCAACAGAUGAUCUUGGUACCUCGCCGAUCGCUUUUCCAAUUAGAAAAAAUUUUCCAUUCAAAAAGAAUAUAACAAAUACUUAUUUUAUAGUGCACCCGAUAGAUUAUUAUUUAGGAUUCAUAAAUGAAAACGGAACCUGGACGGGAAUAUCAGGAAAACUUGCUUACCAUGUGAGUAAAUAUAAAAUUCGUGUAGCUAGAAUAAGUUAG
Centruroides sculpturatus (bark scorpion) is the source of this 1335-nucleotide messenger RNA. RefSeq lists its product as uncharacterized. The coding region runs from base 469 to 1335 and encodes 288 amino acids. Gene Ontology annotation, cellular component: membrane. The transcript is spliced from 5 exons. The record is from RefSeq and is a predicted model, not a curated record. NCBI's taxonomy places the organism in Eukaryota, Metazoa, Arthropoda, Arachnida, Scorpiones, Buthidae. Gene Ontology annotation, molecular function: ligand-gated monoatomic ion channel activity.